This is a messenger RNA of Linum trigynum, 3714 nucleotides long. NCBI's taxonomy places the organism in Eukaryota, Viridiplantae, Streptophyta, Magnoliopsida, Malpighiales, Linaceae. The record is from the annotation of a GenBank genome assembly.
CUACGAGCGUCUGGGUUCAAACGGCGACUGAUUCGGAGUCCGGACGAGGGAGAAACGAAGCUUUGAACAGGGGUGGAGGAAGAAUUACGGGCAGGAGAAUUACGACAGUAAUUUACCCUCCCAUGCCCGUAAUUUCACUGCCGAGAGGAGCUUUGGAUGCGCUGAAACUUAACCAAAACGCGUGUUUUGGGAAAAAUACGGGCAUGGAAGAAUUACGACCGUAAUUCAGCCCGUAAUUCGCCCAGAAUCGGGUUUUUGAGGCAGAUUAGAGCCAAAGGAAAGGGAGUGCUGGGUUUUGGGGAUCCCAAACACCCAAGGGACGAACCCUAGAGAGAGAGAGCGACUUGGGAACAUUCUUGGAGCUAUUUUGGAGGAUUUCUUCGCCAUUGGAGCUCGGGAAUCAAGCUUGGAGAUGGAGAUUGAAGAUCUAGAUCAGAUUUCUGCAGUCUCUCUCUUCUCUAUGGAGUAACUUCCCUUCACUUAGGUUUUGAGGAACCUUAGUUCCAUGAGUUAGGAUCUUUCUUGUAUGAAGUUUUGGAUGCUAUAUUGUUUGAUUUUAAUCGAAUGAUGCAUGUUUAUUGAGUCAAUUGAAGUCUGAUCAACUUUUCCUGAUUUCUGCUGCAACCUGAGAUAGAUAGAAUCUGAUUAGGUUGUUAGAGUCUCAUCAUUCGGUAGUAGGAGAUUGACUAUAUGAGAGUUAGUCAGUUAACUGCUUUGUACUGGAAUCCAAUUCCAGUAGUGGAGUUCUGUGCUUAUUGCUUCAGCUUUCUAUCCCGGUGAAGACUAGUCGUCUGCCGGAUAGUUAGACUGAGAGGGCUUGGUCAGCUUAAGAGAUUCCAAACUACUGUCGGAUCUUCCGCAGUUUAAUCAACAGUAAAACAACCAAAAGGAAUUACAACUUGGACCUAAUUGAGGAGCUAGGGAGAAUCAUACCUAAGUGAGUUCCCAAACUGUAAUUAAUAGUUUUACUUAGUUUAGUUAGUAGAGUAGUUUAGUUAAUCAAUCCUUAAUCUAGUUUGCUAGAUAAUGAACUGAAGCUGAGUAAUAGUAACUCUAGAGACCCGUGGAUUUGAUAUUUAUUACUUGUGCCACUAUACUGCAGUCCCUUUCAUUGGUUACACUUGGCCAUUGUUAGGUGUUGUGUUUUAGAGCAUCAAGUGCCAAUGGGCCUUAAGAAUCUGGAGAGGGACGGAAGUAGCAGGAGUUUUUUAGCUGAUGGGGGCUGGGACAUUUUAUGAGUGGAUGGAGGCUGCGUUGGAUCAGCGAAAUGUGAAUGAGGUGGAAGAAUGGUGCGCUUUACUAUGGUAUCUCUGGAAGGAACGUAACGCUCACCUUUUUAAUGGAGCAAAGCUACCCGAGGAGGAGAUAUCGAUGCGUGCUAAGCUUCUACUAGAAGACUACAAGCAGAACCAGCAACGCAAGAAGGAGCACAGCCCACAACCUGUUCGGCAAGGGUGGCGAAAACCAGCAGAUGGGGAGACUUCGGUAUUUACGGACGCGGGGAUCCUUGCAGAUGGCGGGGCCGGAUUAGGGGUGGUGAUACGGGAUUCUGAAGGGAGGUUCAUAAUGGCCGCAGCUAAACGGAUUUUAGGAAGGUGGGAGGCUGAGGUAGCAGAGGCAAUGGCAGCAGAGUUUGGGGUUCAAUUGGGGGUACAAUUCAGGUUGCCUAAUGUUAAGGUAGAGACCGAUUGUUUGUCAAUUGUUCACAAGCUCCAGAAUCCGACAGUUGUUAUGGAUGAGACAUGAGUAUUAUGCCGAAGCAUUUGUAGACUCUUGGAGGCCACGAGCAAUGGUAGAUGUUCGUAUACGAACAGGGAAGCAAAUCAAGUAGCCCAUGCUAUGGCACAUGUGGAUUUACGUUGGAAUGAGAGAUUUGUAUGGCUGGAUACGCCACCGAGUUUCAUUAUUAAUCAGCUGCAGCUGGAUAGUAUAACCGCGAUGUCUGAUUAAUAAAAUCCGAUCACAAGUUGACGGUAAAAAAAAAUAAUAAAUACAAUCGCUUUUGUGAUGGUAAUACUAUUUACCAACACACCAACUGUGAUGUUCGAUUGACCGCAGCUGCAAAAUCAUAUUUAAGAUUUGGCACGGCUAACCACUCAAAGACCGAACAAAUGACAGACAGAGGCGGGAGGCGGACUGAUAGAGGUGGAACACGAACUGGCAUGUGGGAAACUCAAAAUUUAAGGGUUUUCAUAAAGAUGGAAGGAGAAAAGUAUCAUCAUGGAUGGACUACAAAUUUGUUGAUAAUGAUCGUAUUUAGUAAGGUUGUUAUCAACUUUCUUCUUCAACAUUUCUUCUAAAGUAAAUUUUAUGUUUGGUGCGUUCUAAACAUAAUGAGAGAAUCAAUAUAUUCCAAAUACAGGAUUAAUUGCAUGGUUGGUCAGUGUAAUUACCAAAAACGUUUAUGUUUGGUCACUCGAAAUAUUUAAAUCCAUUCGUGGUCACUAAAAUUAGUAAAAUCUUCCAAGUUUAGUCACUCUCUGUUAGUUUCUGUCCGUCUCCGUCAACCAAGACCGUUAUAUGCUGACGUGACAGACAAAAUCGCCUAAUCAAUCUAAUUUAACCCAAAAAUCGUGAAAUCUGGCCGCCAUAUCACUAUAACCGGCCAUAUCAUUUUGUCUAUCCCAACUCAACCCUUGAACCAAACCGACCUACCUACCCAUGAACCGACCACUCAAACAAAAUAAGAGUUUAUCCCUUUUUCCUUUCUAGAUCUGAACUCUAGUUCUCAUUUUUCUUGCAUUCCCUUCAACAACCAGGUCUGAAUGGAGCUUGAAUGGGUCGCCGCAACAAUCGCACCCCCAUCUUCUAUCUCUCUCGCCUGCUCCUCCUCCUCCGCUGCUCCGCUACGGAUUCCUACCUGUUUGUUAAUGACUGCGCCAGCCUGGAAGUUGUGCUUCACUGCUCACUCAGCUGUCGUGUGGAAUCGAGCUCGAAUCCCCACUUCCAAUUUUUGAAACCUAUCUGUCGCCUCACGCCAAUUGAGAAACAAAGAGAGAAAAAGCUUUCCUAUUUCUGCUCUCCUUUCUUCUUUAUUUCCUCCUUUCGUUACUCUCCACCUCGGUCGCCGAUCUAGAUCUAGGCAAGAAGACGGUGGUGGUGGGAAAUAAAGAAAAGAUGGAGGGGAGAUGUGACCCAGGCAAGAAGACGGUGGUGGUGGUGCUGAUCUGUAUGAGUGUCUGCCUGCCGCAAUGCCCCACCGGCGGUGAGCGGCGGGGAUGAUCUAGCUGCCUUUCAAUGUGUCGUGAUCGUAGUAAUAAUACAGGGAGUGUUCGAUUCUGGAUUUGAUUUUUCAGUUUUGAUUUCGAUUGAUAGUUACUGCUGCCAAGGAGGGUUUCACUUUCUAGAGAGGAAAACAAACCGCGUAUGAAGAGAGAGAGGGGAGAUUCGUGCAGACAAGAAACAAAAAAGAGAGAGAGAAAAAGAUCUUUAAUAAAAAAUUAGGUUAAUUUGCCUGACAUGGUGGGUCAGAUUAUAUGAUGUGGCAGGUUAAACUGUGUGACCAGACAUGUCUGUUAGCCACGUCAGCAGAAAACUGACGCCGUUAACGGAGACGGACGCAGACUAACGGAAAGUGACUAAACUUGGAUGGUUUUACUAAUGUUAGUGACCACGAAUGGAUUUAAAUAUUUCGAGUGAUCAAACAUCAACGUUUUUUGUAAUCAUAGUGACCAAUCACACAAUUAACCCUCCAAAUACAAAUACCAAGAAUAU